Messenger RNA from Galendromus occidentalis (western predatory mite), 12371 nucleotides. It is a transcript of the gene kst, whose product is annotated as spectrin beta chain, non-erythrocytic 5 kst. The coding region runs from base 1 to 12048 and encodes 4015 amino acids. Gene Ontology annotation, molecular function: phospholipid binding; protein binding. The record is from RefSeq and is a predicted model, not a curated record. The transcript is spliced from 25 exons. Lineage: Eukaryota; Metazoa; Arthropoda; Arachnida; Mesostigmata; Phytoseiidae.
AUGUCGCGGGAAGGUGAAGUCCGCUCCGGGGCGCAGGAGUUCGAGAGAGGACGUAUCCGACAGCUUCAAGUGGAACGACUCCAUAUCCAAAAGAAGACCUUCACAAAAUGGAUGAACUCGUACCUCUCCAGGGCUCGAAUGGAAGUGGACGACCUAUUCACAGACCUCUCCGACGGUCGGAAGUUGCUGAAACUCUUGGAGAUCAUUUCCGGAGAGAGGCUUGGGAAACCAAACAACGGCAAGAUGCGAGUCCACAAGAUCGAGAAUGUCAACAAAGCUUUGACGUUUCUGCACACAAAGGUCCGACUCGAAUCGAUCGGUGCGGAGGACAUCGUGGACGGUAAUCGGCGCUUGAUCCUAGGUCUCAUCUGGACAAUAAUUCUUCGCUUCGUCAUCCAUGAGAUCGAUCCCAUCCAGAUCGGCAAUGACGAGAAGAAUUCUGAGAAGAAAUCCGCCAAGGAGGCCCUGCUUCUAUGGUGCCAACGCAAAACUCGUGGGUAUCCCGGAGUUCAUAUCAGUGACUUCAGCACAUCCUGGAGGAAUGGCUUGGGUUUCAACGCUCUCAUCCACUCGCAUCGGCCGGACCUCAUCCAAUACGAGGACCUCGAGCCUCAGAACCAUAUUGAGAACCUGAACCAUGCGUUCGAAGUCGCGCAUAGAGAGCUCGGUGUGGCGAAAUUGCUAGACGCUGAAGAUGUCGACGUUCCGAAACCGGAUGAGAGGUCCGUUCUCACCUAUGUUGCAUCCUACUAUCACACCUUUUUCCGGAUGAAGGAGGAACUCACCGGUGGGCGCCGAAUCGCCAAUAUCGUCGGACGUAUGCUUGAGGUUGACAGACAAAAGCAAACCUAUGAGCAAAUGAUGUCAGAGCUCCUCGCCUGGAUUCAACAGAAAGUCGUGCAGCUCGACAAGAGGGAAUAUCCCAACUCGGUGGAGGGCGUGCAGAACGAACUAUCCCAGUUCAAAGAAUACCGAACCGUCGAGAAACCCCCGAGAUACACUGAGCGAGCCGAGAUCGAGGCUCAUCUCUUCGCCAUACAGACGAAGCUCAAAGCUUUAGGUCAACCGCUCUACACUCCUCCCGAGGGUAAACAUGUCGGGGACAUCGAAAAAGCUUGGGAGUCUCUCGAAGGGGCUGAACACCGUCGUGAGGUGUCGCUCAAGGAGGAACUGAUCCGUCAGAAGAGAUUGGAGACAAUGGCGCACAGAUUCAUGAACAAAUCCAACGUCCGAGAAAAUUAUCUCGAAGACAUGAUCGACGUCCUGAGCGACCCUCGUUACGGUUCCAACGUCCAACAGAAAGUUGAAGCUACGCUGAUGAAGCACGAAGCGAUCAGCGCUGAUAUCAUAGCCAGGAAGGAUCGCUUCGAGAAUCUCUCAGCCAUGAGCGAUGAACUCACAAACGAAAAUUAUCAUAACGUUAAAGCGAUCCGGGAUCGACACGAUGAGAUCAUUGUGAAAUGGAAUAAGUUGCUCGCUCUGCUGGAGAAGCAUCGCGACACCCUCAAUUCUUACGCUCUGCUCACGGCGGCUUUGAGGGACAUCGACCACCUGUACGAGAACCUCAGAGAUUUCCUCAGACAGUUCGGAUCCACCGAAACGGGGAAGCAUCUUAUGGAUAAUGAAGAUCUACUUCAGAAGCAUGCCAUCGCCACAUCGCAACUCAAAUCACAGAAAGACACCUUCGGCAGAUUGUCGAAACAAAUAAAUCAGCUACUUAAUGAGGGUCACGGUGAUAAGAAGUUGCUGCAAGAGAAACUCGGUGAACUCGGAAGUCUGUUCUCUCAAGCUGAGGUAGCCGCGAAAGCGAGAAUGGCUCGCUUGGAGGCGUCGAGAGACUUGUUCCGAUUCGUCGCUGAAUGCGAAGAGCUCGAGAGGGAGAUCAUUGACAAGCAACGAUCCUGCCAGAACUUCAAACCCGGGCGGGACAUGGUGUCGCUUGUGUCCGUCCAGCAGAAGCACAAGGCCCUCGAAGGUGAAAUGAAAGCGACGCAGAAGAGAUUCCGAGGCAUCGGAACCAUCGGCAAGGAACUCAGCGCGAAAAUGGGCAACUCGGAGAGCGAUCAGAUCGGGAAAAUUCUGAAGGAUAUCGAGGCUCAGCUCGAUUUAUUGAAUAAGUUAUGCGAAGAGAAGCGACGGAAACUAGACGAUGCCAUCGAAGGCUUCCGCUACAUGGGAGACGCGAACGAGGCCGAGAGUUACCUCCGAGAGGUUCAACCGCUUGUGGCAUCCGAAGACUUUGGAAACUCGGUUCUCUCUGCACAAUCUCUCCUGAAGAGACAUCAAACACUCCGUGGUGGAAUCAAGGCUUAUGAGCCGGAAAUUGAAAAAUUGAGAGCUCAUGUCGACCGCAUGGUGAAAACCGGUGUCGCGCGCAACCUCAUGGACCAAAAACAGGACGAUGAUAUAGAGUUGGUCGAAGAGGUUUAUCAGAUGGUUGUGAUGCGUGAUGUCAUCGAGGAGCACAUCGAACGACGCGAAGAGCCCCAAGUUCUCAUGAUGUACCCUUACGAGGGACAGGGCAUGCAGGUCCCCAGGGGAGAGGAGCUGACUCUACUCAAUAAAACGAACGAAGAUUGGUGGAGUAUCCGGAGGACGAACGGUCAGACAGGUUUCGUACCCGCUAACUACGUUAAGGAGAUAAAGCCCAAGGUCGUCGAGAAGGCCGUUCGGAAAGUUGUCCCUGUGCAAGAGACACGACCCGUCAAGAAACAAGUGAAGAAAGUCAGACCGAGAUCAACCACCUCCGACAUGGGCGUCGAGUCGAGGCAGAACAACAUAGAGGAGAUGUACCGGAACGUUUGCGACCUCGCCGCCAAAAGAGAGGAACUCCUGCACGAUGCCAUCAAUAUACUGGACUUCUUCGAUAGAUGCGACGACUUCGAACAAUGGAUGAGACAGAAGUCCAUGGCGAUCCAGAAAGAAGAUCCCACCGAAACCGUCCAAGACAAGAAGAAGAAGUUCGAGAGCUUCGUGACCGACAUCUCAGCAUCGAAAACGCGCCUGAAUGAGAUCGAAGACCUCGAGAAAGAUUUCGCCAAGCAGAGACACCCUCAACUGGCCGACAUCCGACGACGGAACAAGAAAGUCAAGGACAUGUUCAACGAGAUGAACGCCAUCAAGUCUCGUCUCGAAAAGUCUCUGGACGGCGCUUCGUCAGUCGAAGUUUUCUAUCGCACGGUCGACGAGGCAAAGGACUGGAUGAGCGAGAAGAUUGAGAAAAUGGAUUCUGAACUGCCACUCGGAUCCGACAUGAAAACCGUCCAGGCCCUACAGAGGCGACAUGAGAAUCUCGAGCGUGAGUUGAUGCCUCUGAAACAGAAGGUCAACACCGUCGUACACAUGGCGGACGCUGUAGCUGCGCAGUACCCAAAUGAGCGCAAGGGAGCCGAAGCCAAGAAAGUCGAAGUCACCAACAUGUGGCAGGAAGUUUGUGAAGCUGCUCAGAAACGUCGCGCCAACCUCGAGGCUUCGCUCGGGGCCCAAGUAUUGAAGAACUCCGCCGAUGAGCUGCUCAACUGGAUCGCUGAAGUCAAAGAGCAAUUGAACCGGCACGAGAAAGCGAGUGACGUGAGCACAGCGGAAACCCUUCUCAAACACCAUGAGGAUCUUCUGCCGGACAUCCAGGCGCACGAACCCGGCUACAAAGAUCUCUAUGAGCUCGGGAGAAAGCUCGUCGAUACCAAUCCCUCCGUGGUCCCGAUACUGGAACGACUGAAGGAAGAGCAGGACGCCAUAAAAAGAGGCUACUUCGAGAAACUAUCGCAUCUGAAACAGUCGCUGGACUACCAGAUCUUCACAAAAGAGGCCAACCAGAUCGAUUCCAUCACGGCGUCGCAUAUGAACGUCUUGAAGAACUUCGCGGUCGGUGACUCCUUGGACGAAGUCGAGAACCUUCUCAAACGACACGACAACCUCAUCAACACGCUGCUGAAGCAGGAUGAGAAAGUCCGCGAGCUGAGCGACAUCGCCGACAAGCUCGCUCAAGCCAAUCAUUACAAGACGAAGAAGAUUCUCGAGGACCGGGACGGAAUCGUCGACCGUCGCAAGAAAUGCAAAGAGGAGGCGUACAUCGUCCGACAGAAGCUGCUCGACAGCCACAGUUUCCAGAGAUUCAAGGCUGACGCCGAGGACAUGUUCAGUUGGAUAGCCGCGAAGAAGAAGAUGGCCGGAGACGAUAGCUACAAAGAUCUCAGUAAUCUGCAGCGGAAACUGAAGAAGCACGAGGCGUUCCAGGCCGAACUCAGGGUCAACCAGGAGCGCGUUUCGAACCUGAAUAGAGUGGGCAAGGAGCUCAUCAGCAACAAUCAUUUCGCCGCCCCGGAUAUCGAGGCCAUCCUCAGCCGUUUGAACGACGAGUGGGCGACGCUCCAUCGGCUCAGCGAGGACAAAGGCGACAAGCUGAGUCAAGCGAACCGUCAGAAAACUUACUACCGAGACUUGGACGAGGCUCAGAGCAGACUGGAUGACCUCGAACGCAGGCUACAGACGACAGAUAUCGGCUACGAUCUGCGCUCUGCCAAGGACCUUCUGGCGAAACAACAGGCCAUCGAGAACGAUAUCACUGCGGCUGAGGCCAAAAUCGAAGAACUCGCGUCGCAAGGCGGAAUCCUCUCGCGAGAAGGCCACUUCGACGGGAAGAAUAUCGAGUCCGCCGCCGACUUGGUGAAGGCGAAGCUGGAAAGCCUCAAGAAACCUGCCGAGGCGCGCCGUGGAUAUCUCAAGGAGUCCGUUCAAUUGCACCAGUGCAAAUUCGAUCUCGACAGCGAGGAGAAAUGGAUCCAGGAACAUAUUCCGGCUCAGAACGCGAAAGCCGAACAGAGUAACUCGCUUAUCGACGCUCAGAACGCGAUGAAGAAACACGAAAAGCUAUCCCGUGAGGUUCAAGCCCAUCAACCGCUCCUCGAAAAAUUCCUGCAGUGUUCGAAGGACAUCGAGAACAACCAAGGCGCUGGCGAUAAUCUCGCGACCAAAGCAGCCAUAGCACCGGAUGAUGCAGUCGACUCUGGAUCUUCCAAGAAGGCUACCUGGCCGGAUCUUCUUAAGAAACUCACUCAAGCCGUGGGCGACAAGCGCAAUGCAGUCGAGGACGCCUGGGAGCGACUCCAGAAGGAGCUUAAACGUAGGAAAGCAGCUCUCGAAUCAUCGCUCCGAGCUCAACAAUUCUACACCGACGUCAAUGAGAUCGAGCAAUGGAUCAACGAGAAGAGCAACUACCUAAACUCGGCCGAUUACGGCCGAGACGACGAUACCGCUGUGAAGCUUCUGACCAAGCACAACGCUUUCGAGCUAGAGCUGGAUAGUUACGUUGGACUCAUUAACGAAAUGAGUUCCGAAGCGAAAAAAAUGGUCGACUCGCAACAUCCCGAGGCCAAGACCAUCGCCAACAAGAACGCUACUCUACAGCAGCAGAUCAAGAACCUGCAGAAACUGUCUGCCGUCCGCCGCCAGAUGCUUCUCGAGUCGAAAACGCAUCACGAAUUCCUCCGCGAAUAUCAGGAAAUUCUCGAUUGGAUCGCAGAGAAGAUGGUUCUGGUAUCCAUCGAGGACUACGGUCCAGAUCUCGAGCAUCUCCAGGAACUCCAAGCCAAAUUCAACCAGGUCUCGAUUUCUGUCCAAGCCGGUGAGGAGAGGUACCUCCAGUUCCUCGAGCUCGCGAAGAAAACUGCUGAUAACGACGGGUCGAAUUCGGUUGUUGCACGAGAGAUGGCCACGGAAGUGUCGACCGAGUGGGACAAUCUCCAAGACGCCAUUGAAAUCCGUCGAGAUAAGCUCGACGGUGCCGGAAGGAUCCAUGCCUUCAACCGAGACGUCGAGGAGGCUCUGAGCGAGAUUCUCGCGAAGUUCGCCAGCAUCCCUGAAGAUGUGGGCAGAGACGUCAAAAGCACCCAGGACCUGCAGAAGAAGCACGACAAACUGCAGAAUGAGCUGACGCUGCUCGAAAAACAUCUGCAACAUCUGCUGGACCAGGCGGAUCAGCUGAAGAGUGAAUACCAUGGCGCAAACACCAGCCACAUCCAACAGAAACAAGAGCACAUCGUUCAGGAAUGGAAUCGUCUCAAGACCGUGGUCGAGGACCGGCAUCAGAAACUGAACGACAGCCUCCGACUCCACAAGUUCCUCAUGGCCUGCCGCAACUUCGAAGAUUGGGCGAAUCAAAUCUGUGUGUCGCUGGCCGCCCGAGAGAACCCGCGAGGCUACGAACAGGUCGAGGCGCUCAAAGCCGAACACCAGAACAUCCGAGGCGAGAUCCAGGCCCAGGAGACGAACUUCGACAUUUUGGUCGCACACGGCACGAAAAUGAAGGAUUCAAAACAUUUCGCCGCGGACGAGAUCCUGAAACGGGUCAAGAGUCUCCAGGCCACCCACGACAAGCUCUACAAACUCUUCGAGCAACGAACCUCCUUCCUCAAGCAGCUGCUGGAUCGCAGCUUCUUCCUGCGUGAGGUGAAGCAAUGCGAGACCAUGUGCGCGCAACAGGAGGCCCAGCUGGCGAGCAACGAGCCCGGAUCGAGUGUCGACGAGAUCAAGCACGCCCUCAAAAAACACGAGGCGUUCGAGCGGGUCCUGCAAAGCCAGGAGGAGAAGAUACAAGUCAUGAAAGAUCACGCCCAAGCUCUCAUCAAACAGAGCCAUUUCGACAGUCCGCUUAUCGGGGAGAAGUUGAACGAAGUUCUCGAGAGACGUCAGAAGGUCGUCGACGGCGCGAACAUCAAACGCAGGGAGCUAUUGCGGCUUCUGCACCUCGCCGAGUUCCUUUUCGAAGCGAGCGAGGCCCAGUCCGGGAUCGAAAACCGAAGGAAACAGCUCGAUAACGAAAUCGAAGCCUCGAAGGGCAAGGGAAGUCUAGACGAGAAAAUGAAGCAACUCAAGAAACAUCAGACCUUCGAAGCCGAACUUGCGGCGAGCCGGUGCACGAUCGAUGCGCUCCAGGGCAAGGGCCAGAAGCUCAUCCAACAGGGUCACCGUAACGAGGUCGCCGCCCCUCUUGACAAACUCCUCAAGUCGUGGCACCAGCUCGUCCAGAUACUGAAGGAGAGAGGAAUCGGUCUCGAGGAAGCUCAGGACAUCCUCGAGUUCAACAAUCAAUGCGAUCAGGUCGAGUCCUGGAUCCGGGACAAAGGCAUCAUGAUCCAGGCGAGCGAUACCGGCGUGGAUCUCGAGCACUGCACAAUCCUUCAGCGGAAGCUCGACGACGUUGGUUCUGACAUGAGGGUCGAUGGGACUCGGAUCCAGAAGAUCAACUCACUGGCUGACAAGCUGAUUGCUAGCGGCCACAGCGGCAAAGAAGCGACUCAGGUCAUCGAGCGUCGUAGGAACGAUAUCAACGACAACUGGAAGAAGCUCCAGGGCGCUCUCGACGAGUACCGGCUUAAACUCAAGGCGGCGAUGAGCGUCCACUCCUACAUGAGAGAUCUCUCCGAUACCUUGGACCGAAUCAAGGAGAAGAAGGGACUCCUCAGCGCUGAGGAGAACCUCGCAAACCUGGCCGCCGUGGAAUCUCUGCAGCGGAAACAGGAUGCGGUCGAACGCGAGAUCGAGGAAACAAUCUCCAAGAAGAUCAAAGACCACGACGCCAAAUUGGAACAGCUUCUGAGGAGCGAGGUCGCACCCUGCAACACGGCAAUCCAGCCGAAAAUCGAUGAGAUCCACACCCACUGGGAUGAGUUGCGCAACUUGACUCUGAAGAAGCGUUCGGUGCUCGAAGACGUCAAUCAGGUGCACAGAUUCCUAAACGAGGUUAAAUCCCUCACCAAAUGGCACGAAGACAUGAAAGCCGACCUCCAGGCUCAGGAACUCGCUCAGACCACGGCCGAAGCGGAACAGUUGGUCGCCUUGCACGAUGAGCGACGCUCUCACAUGGAUUCGAAACGCGAAACCGCCGAAAAGAUUCUCGCCGACGGUAACGAUCUACUGGAGCUUUCGAGGUCCGGGACCUCUCGCCGGAGCGAAGCUCUCGACGAGCAGAUCGAGCGUAGCAUCGAGAAGGUCCGGCACGCCAUUGAUGAUCUCGAGCAGUGUUGGCAAGCGCGCGGGCUCGCCGUGGUCGAGAACAAGCAGAUGCUUCACUUUAGGGAACUCGCUGCUCAGACCGAGUCCUGGCUGCUGACGUGUGAGGGAUUCCUCAACAACGAAGACAUCGGGGACUCGAUGGCGAGCGUGCGGGCUCUACUCGCCAAGCACAGCGAUUUCGUGAACACUCUCCAGGCACAGGGAGAUCGUGUCGAUCAUUUGGGGAAGUUCGUCGAAGAACUCGUCAACGCUGGACAUCGGGAUCGGAGCCAGAUCGAGAGCACUUUCGGUCAAUUGGUCAAACGACGUGACCGAAUGCGACAGCGGCUGACCGACAGAGCGAAGCAGCUCGAGGCGUCGAAGGUACUGCAAGCUUUCCUGCGGAACGUCUACGAGGCGGAAGCAUGGAUCAACGAGAAAAUGCAGGUCGCCUUGGAUGAGAACUAUAAAGACUUCACGAACCUGCUGUCCAAGGUCAAGAAGCACACGGCAUUCGAAGCUGAGAUUAUCGCCAAUCAGAGCCGCGUGGACAACGUCGUCGAAGAGGGCGAGCAGAUCGCUGCGGCGAAACAUUUCGCCAGCCAGCAGAUCAAGAUCCAGGUGGAGAGGAUUCAGGAGCUCUGGCAAGAUCUUCUAAAGGAGGUCUCGGUCAAGAAGACUCGACUCAAUGAUUCCUAUCAAUGUCUGCUCUUCAAUUGGAUCGUCGAAGACUGCGAGAAUUUCAUUCGUGAAGUCGAGAUCCAGCUUAGCUCCGAAGACCAUGGACGAGACCUGACCUCGGUGGAGAUCCUCCUCAAGAAGCACCAGCAGCUCGAAACUCAGGUUCAUAAUUAUUCUGAGACUAUUGAGCGAGUGAAACAGCAGAGAGAUACUCUAAUCGCGAACGACAGCUACCUCGCGGACGAGAUCGAAGACCGCACGAAGGCGAUUGUGAAGAAAUACGACGAGCUCACCGAGCCCAUGCAGACCCGACGCGAGAACUUGGACGAGUCGCUCUUGCUCCACCAGUUCAUCGAUGACGUUGAGGAAGAAUUGGCCUGGAUCCAGCUGCGUCUGAGCAAUGCUACGAGCAACGAUCUCGGCGAAAGUCUGAACGCGGUUCAGUUGCUCUUGAAGAAGCACCGCAACCUCGAGAACGAACUCCAAACGCACGAGUCGAUCGUGUCCAGCGUUUGCGAUAAGGGAGACCAGUUGAUCCGCUCGAAACAUCUCAAUUCCGAGCUGAUCGCCGCCAAAAUGGAUCAGCUCCGGAGCGCGUGGAAUUCCCUCCGCGACGCGUGUGGCGUCCGACGACUGCGUCUCGAAGACAGCGAAGCCAGUCAGGCUCUGUUGGCGGACGCGGCGGAAGUCGAAGGAUGGAUCAAGGAGCGUCUCACGGCGAUGUCCAGCUGCGAUCAGCCCAAAGACGAAAACUCAUGUGCCAAAGCCGAGAAGAAAGUCGAUAUGGUUCUCCGAGACGCCGAGAACUUCAAGCAGCUCGUCGAGAAACUUCUCGAGGGGGCUCAGAGCCUCAUCGAGAAGAAUCACUUCGACUCGACCAACAUCCAAGAGCGUAUGGCCAACGUGCAACAGCUGUGGAAAAGCCUCCUCGAGGACAUAAGCAAUAAGCAGCAGCGGCUCGCCGCGAGCUUCGGCUACUUUGUGUUCCUAAGACAGGUCGACGAUGUCAUGGAAUGGAUCGGACAGCAGAUGCUGAUCGCUUCCUCAGACGAUUACGGGAACGACGCUGAGCGGGUCGAUAUGCUGAUCAAGCAGUUCGACGCCUUCAUGAGCGGUCUCGGCUCCACGGAAAAUCGCGUCGUGCAAAUUGUGCAGACGGCCCAUAAACUCAUCAGUGAGAAACAUAAAGACUCGGCCGCCAUCCAGAAAAGCUCGGAGAAAGUCAGCAAGGCUUACAGCGACCUAAAGGAGUGCGCCGAACAGCGCAAGGACGCUCUGGUGGGCGCUAAGCAAGUUCACACGUUCGGCAAGAACGCCGACGAGCUCAUCGAUUGGAUGGUUGAGAAGGACGCCGUCAUCUUCGCCGACGAGUGCGGCCACGACCUCGAGACCAUCCAGUCAAACGCGCGUCUACACGAUGGAUUCGAGCGCGACGUAUUGGCCAUCAAGAAACAGGUCGAUCAGACUCAAGCCGAGGGCAAGCGCCUCUGGGAUAUGUUCCCCGAUGCUAGGGAGCAUCUUCAGAACAAACGCGACGAGGUUCAGGGUAUCUUCGACAAACUUCAAGAGCGCUGUCAGGAACGCAAGGAGCGGCUCGCUCAAGCCGAGCAGGUGCAAACCUACUUCGACGAGUACAGUCAGCUGAUGGCUUGGACCAAUGAAAUGAUGGCCAUCAUCACCGCCGACGAUCUACCCACCGACGUCGGUGGCGCCGAAAAUCUCAUCGUCCGCCACACCGAGAACUACAAAGCCAUAGAAGCCAAGAGACCGGCCUUCAACCGCUUCCAGGAGGACGGGAAGAAUCUGAUCAAGAACGGACACUUCAUGUCCGAGGACGUUCAGGAGAAAAUGGCGAGACUCGCCAACUUCAGGAGCUUGCUCGAGAAAACGUGGGAUCGAAGGAAGACCGUCUACGAGCAGAACCUCGACGUCCGGAAGUUCCUGCGUGAUGCCGAGCAGCUGAACGCCUGGUUGACGAGCCAAGAGCCCUCAUUGAUGGACUCCAAUGUGGGCGAUUCGUUGGAAACCGUUCAAGACCUCAUAAAAAAACACGAAGACCUCACAAAAGUUAUCAUGUCGCACGAGGAUAAGUUCAAAGUUCUCGAAAGACGGACGCUCCUGGAGCAGGACUUCGUCCGCCUCAAGGAACAAGAAGAUCGAGACCGGAUCGCUGAACAAGAGAAUCGUGAACGCGAACGGAUGGAGCAAUUCCGCCAGAAAGCACAGAGGAACAUCUUCCAGAAGAAGUACCACGAAUACCUCUCGCCAGUGGAUGACGAACGCGGUCUGCGCUCGGGUCUGAGUAGGACGUCGUCUCAGAGGAGCAUGGAGAGUGAACGUAUCGGUCUCCGUAGAACGGAAAGCAUGACCACCGGAAGUCGUGGUCAAGUUAUCAGAAGGACGAGCUUCGGGACCCGACGCAAAACCACGAAUAUCACAACUGUCCCCGAGAGGAACCGUGAGCCGCCUCCGAGCGAUAUCGAAGGAUUCCUAGACAGGAAGCAUCAACUCCAGGUGGGAGGUAAACGAGCACCGGUCAGAAGCUGGAAACAGUAUUAUACGGUUCUUUGCGGCCACGUGUUGGCCUUCUUCAAGGACCAGCAAGCCCUCAACGACAAGAGUACAGCAACAGCGCCAAUAAUGCUCGUAAAUGCUCGAGUGGAGAAGGCUUCUGACUACACCAAACGGAAGCACGUCUUCCGACUGACUCUGAAUGACGGAACCCAGUUCCUUUUCGGAGCUCAGAACGAAGAUAAACUGGACGAAUGGGUGAAGAAAAUCGAGUUCCAUGCUUCGCUCCAUCCAUCGCAGCAAUUGACUCAAUACCCCAAAGGCUUCCGGAAUCCCCUCGAGACCACCUUCGAGCACGUCAGCGGCAGCGAACGGAGUACGCCCACGAACUUCGACUCGAAGCUGAAUUCGUCGAUGGGGAGCGUGAGCCCCACACCCACCAUUCCCGAGAGCGUGGACGGGAACGGCAGUCCGGGAAGCGUUCAAGAGAAAAUUCAGAUGUUCCAACAACACUCCGACACGGGUGAGUUCCUGCGCCCGGUCUUCACCAAUCUCAGCAAGGAACCCGUCUACGGAAACGUGGGCAUGGGCUACGACACCGACCGUAACUCAAAUUUGAGCCGAACCGCAUCCCUUCCUCCUGGCGCAGCUCCCGGUUACAGCUACAACUCCGGGUUUUCCACGAUGCGGCCCGAGCGAUCGGACUCGAUCGUUUCGUCAGACGCUCAAUCAGUGAGCUCCGCGUCGCAUAAGGAUUCCAAGAAACGAGGAAUGUUCAGCGGCCUAUUCCGUAAAAACAGCAGUCAUAUUAGCCACAAUAGCAGCAAUAACAACAACAGCAGCAGCAGCAACAAUCAUCAGUGAAUGAAUGUUUACAGUCGAGUGCCAUCAUUGAAAGAAACGUUGAUCCUGGUUGGUUAUCAAUUUUAAUGUUUAGCGAAGACUUACGCGUCCAGGAAAACAGAUCGGGGGCGAUGAAGGGGGGCUUUGCGCCAGCCAUCAAUAACUUUUUCGAUAUCCCCGCGAAUAGAGAGUUUUAGGCAUGAGUAGGUAUGAAGAUUCCCCGAUGGUCAUAAAUGAGCGCAAAUUAUAGAAUACGAAUAUUCAUACAUACAGUAAAUCGAACUCGCAACGGGUACUGAGCCGGAAACGUGGUACAUACAUUUAAAUGUUGUCGAAACAACUUU